Molecule: messenger RNA, 1978 nt
Organism: Exophiala viscosa
Lineage: Eukaryota; Fungi; Ascomycota; Eurotiomycetes; Chaetothyriales; Herpotrichiellaceae
Exons: 1
Coding region: 493-1785 (430 amino acids)
Source: RefSeq, a predicted model, not a curated record
GUUGCUCCCUUUUUCCAACUUCCCAUUGUGAGUCUUCUGAGGCCUUUACACGUGACGACGCGUUAAGUGCACCGCGUGAGUAUCGAUAUUCUUCACAAACGCUGGACCAAGGUACUGUUGCACGUUCAAGGCAGCUUCCUCACUCAUGGGAAGCGUGUAAAUGUGUUGGAACUGGUGCGCAGUUUAAUCUGCGCAGCCUGAAAAGAUCCACCUGCCCUCAUCAUUUGUUUGAGAAUCUGAAUCAUCAAUGCCUCAUACCAACUACAAUUUCACCAGAUCGAAGCCGCCGCACCCAGGACUGCCCUCGGUCCGCCUUUCCCCGAUGCCCUUUGUUUUGCUAUAGCCUGUCAAGAGUCCUAUUUGAAUCCUUCUCCUCACUUUGUCGUCAGUUGUCCAUCGUCUGUAUCAACCCAAAUCGUCACAACCCAAAGGACUCAGCGUUGUUGAACCAAACCAACGGCAAUAGCUUCGUUAAAUCCAACAACACCAACCAUGGCGCCGGCGACCAGAAAGAAGGGUGCAAGCACCAGACCCAAUAUCAUGACCUCACUGUUCUCCAGUCCUGCCUCGAGCUCACCAGUCCCAAAGACAAAGACCAGCACCAAAUCCAAGACCAAUGAACCAGACCUCGUCUCUGACCAUGACUCUGACCACUCCGACUAUGGCAAUGCCAAAAAGAAGAACAAAAAGAGAAAAAAUAUGGGAGACGAAGACGACUACCCAUUCAAGCGUCGCCGUGGUCCCAUUUCCCCAGCACCUGAGUUGCCUGUUAUCUCUGACGACGAAGGCAUCCGUGAUGUUGAGCCUCUCGACGAAGAACAACACAUCACUGAUCCGUUCAGCACACCAUAUCAGCUUCCAAAGAACUUGAUGCUUCAAGUCACGGCUGAUGGCAAGACCUUCGUCGGCGUGGACCUCGCCAGUCUUCUCAAGUCAAACUCCACCCUUCUUCCAGGAGUCACCGAAGCAUAUACUCCAAAGAGUAUCGAGAGCGGCCGCAUCGUCCAAGAUGACAGCUUGAUGGAUGUUGAUCAAGCCCUUAACAAGAAGGACAAAACCGGUUUCCUCGAUCUGCCCUAUGAGCUCCGCCUUCGCAUCUAUCGCUUAGUCUUCCGCGGUGCCAGUGCUGUCGACUUUUGCGCUCGCCGGGAUUUCAGCAAGUCAGCUCAUUUCUUGAGGACUUCGAAGCAGGUUCAUCGGGAGGGCACACGAAUCUUGUAUGGUGAGAACUCGUUCCACUUUGGUCGCAGCCACGAAAAGCGUGGUGUGUACUGGCAGCAAGCAUGGAAAGAGAUUGGUUACAAAGAUGUGCGACGCUUCCUGGAGACUAUUGGACCAGUCAACAUUGCUUCUCUCAAGUAUGUCUCCUUCAUGUGCGAAGAUGGAAACAAGUACAAUUUCCCACUCUGGAGCGAUGUUGCUGGACGCCAAUACGUCGAGGAUGCAAGCUUGCAGCGCGUUUUUCGUCUGAUUGGAGAGAACGCCAUGUUGACAAAGUUGGCCGUGUGUUUCGGAGCGAAAACGAAUGUCAAAGAGGGCGAUUACCACUUCUUGCAUGCCUUGACCAGAAUGAAGUGUCACCAGUUGAUCAUCUACAGUGGAUUUAGAGAGAUUCGCAACAGAAUGUUCAAGACCCUGAAGUCAAAGUUGAAGCAGGUCAUGGAGGUCCCGGUCGACGAGGACAAUGAGCGAAGUCCCGGUGAGAUCAAGCAGAACAAGGUCAAGAUGGCGUACGAGGACGACAUGGCGCCCACUUUCGGUUAUUCCCGAGUCACCAUCGUCUAACCUUUUUGAUGUCGGCAGUGGGCGAUAUGCAAGCAUUGAAAUCAGGCGGGCAGACAUUCUCGAUCGUUGAUAUGUCGGCCACGAUCCAUGGGCGGGUGUGAAAAGAAGAAGUCGUUGGAAUCGAGAAGCAGUGCAUCCAUCGAGCUGUAUUCAUCAUCGGAGCUGUUGCAACGCCAAGUUGCACUGAGGGAGA